This is a messenger RNA of Camarhynchus parvulus, 2899 nucleotides long. It is a transcript of the gene KAZALD1, whose product is annotated as Kazal type serine peptidase inhibitor domain 1. The coding region runs from base 333 to 1229 and encodes 298 amino acids. NCBI's taxonomy places the organism in Eukaryota, Metazoa, Chordata, Aves, Passeriformes, Thraupidae. The record is from RefSeq and is a predicted model, not a curated record. Gene Ontology annotation, molecular function: insulin-like growth factor binding. Gene Ontology annotation, cellular component: extracellular region. The transcript is spliced from 5 exons. Gene Ontology annotation, biological process: regulation of signal transduction; regulation of cell growth.
GGUGCCGGUGCCAGGGAGCGCAGCGGCAGAUUCCCGGGGCCGGGCUGGGUGCGCGGCGGGACCCCGGCAGGGAAGGGGUGCCAGCCAGCCCGUGUCCCGGUCCGGGGACGGGCCGCGGGCCCGGAGAGGGGCGGGGGGAUUCACGUUUCGCUGACAUCACGGCGGUGCUGGAGCGGCCGGGGGCCAGCAGCCCCGGGGGCCGGCAGCCCCGCAGCCCCGGCACCGGCGCCUCCGGCCAGGAUGGCUCCUCAGAUCUAGACAGGGAGACCGGAGCAGUGCCAGAAAUCCCCGUCCAGUGACAGUGGGAGUGGGAUAGAGGAGCUGCCGUGAGGAUGUCCAAAGCCAAGCCCCUCAGCAUCUCUUGCCUCGUGCUCUCCUUGCUCUCCUUGCUCUGGGCUUUGCUCCAGCUGGGCCAGGCUUUUCCCAGCACCUCUGACUACCUCCAGCGGGGCUGGCAGCGGCUGCUGGAGGAAGGGGAGGGCUGCACCGAGUGCCAGCCAGAGGAGUGCCCGACGCCACGCGGGUGCCUGGCAGGCACGGUGCGGGAUGCCUGCGACUGCUGCUGGGAAUGUGCCAACCUGGAGGGACAGAUCUGCGACCUGGACAACACCAACCACUUCUAUGGCAAGUGUGGGGAGCACCUGGAGUGCCGGCUGGAUCCUGGGGACCUGCGGCACGGAGAGGUGCCCGAGCCCCAGUGCGCCUGCCUCUCCCACCUGGCCCUCUGCGGCUCUGACGGCAAAACCUACGCUCAGAUCUGCAGGUUCCUGGAGGCUGCCCGUGCUCACCCCGAUGCCAACCUCACCGUGGCCCAUGAAGGUCCCUGCGAGUCAGAGCCUCAGAUCACCUCUCCUCCCUAUGACACAUGGAACAUCACUGGGCAGGAUGUCAUCUUCGGCUGCGAGGUCUUUGCCUACCCCAUGGCAUCCAUUGAGUGGAGGAAGGAUGGCACGGAGAUGCUGCUGCCUGGAGAUGACCCCCACAUCUCUGUCCAGUUCAGAGGUGGCCCCCAGAAAUACGAGGUGACAGGCUGGCUGCAGAUCCAGGGCGUGCGGGUGACGGACGAGGGCACGUACCGCUGCUUCGCCAGGAACAGGCUCGGGGAGGUGGUGGCACUGGCCAGCCUGACCGUCUUCACACCGGACCAGCUCAACCUGACAGACUUCUCCCUGCUGAAGCCUCGCAUGACACCUGAAGACUACAGGGAGAGUGAGGAGGACUACUACUAGCCCAGAGAUGGCAUGUUCAGCUGCAGAGACCACCUUGCCCACAGUGACCCUUCCCUGGGCUUGGGGACCUCUCUGGAGCAAGCAUCCUCUGGCCCAAAACUCCUUUUCUGAACAAUCCUGGCACAACCGCCUGGUUUUUGGGGUGGGGGAGAGGGUGAUACAACCUUUUGAUGUGCUGGGGGAUGGGAUACUGGCUACUUGUCAAGGGCUGGGAUCAGGGACAGCUCUGCCUGGAGCAGGAUGGAUCUGCCCUCUGGCACUGAGGGGAGACACAAUGGCAGGUAGGACACUGUGGGGACAGCUGUGCUGUGUGUGAUGAGGAUUGGUGCUGGAGACAGCCUCCUUUGGGAGAGUGAGGCCAGGGCAGGGGCAUUAUGUCCUGUAUGAAUAAUUUUUUGGGGAAGCUGGAGCAGAGAGCUGGGACCUGACUGUGAUAACCAGCAUGUCACACCCCCCUGCCCCCCUCCAUCUGCUCUGUAUCCCCCAAGCACAGAGACGUCCCAGCUUCUCCCCAGAACCUGAGGAACCUGCUGCCAAAACACCCUUCUCUUCUGUUUUGUUUUUAACCAGAAAAGUAGUGAUUUGAGGAAACCAGGCACUUGUGGAUUUCAGAGCUGUCUUUUCUCCAGCUGAACCACCCUUGUGGUCAGAAACACUUUGGCCUUUUUUUGACUGACUUAAUUUUUCCCUUCCAUGCCUUUGACUGACCUCAUGCUUUCCUUUGUCAUUUCAGUUGAUGUUAUUUAAAAUAUACAUGUAGGUCAAAGCCAAGGCUGGCUGACUGUCCUGCAUCCACAAGGAUGAUUAUGGGGCUGAGGAAGGGUGCAAACACUGUGGAUGCUACCUUGUCCAUUGGUGGGGUGCUUGGGUUGAGGAGCCCUCCUGCACAUCCCAGUGCUCACAGCUGGUCCUGGUGUGGGUCCUGCCCUUCCCACCCCACCUGGGGAUGGGGGUGCCCAGUGCACAAUCUCCUGUGCAGUGGUGAUGCAUCAGCUCCUAUCACUGUGCUCCCAUGUGUUUGGAUCCCAUCCCACUGCUGCCCAUUUUCAUAUUGGGGUCCUAAGUUCUGUGACACUGGGAUCUCCACCCAGGUGACCACAGCUCUGUCAAGUGUGGAGCAGUUCUGUGACUAGUUGGUGAAGUAAAGGGCUGCUCCAGUUUCCACUGGAAACUAUAUUAAAAAAAAACAAAACCCACCUACCUCCCAGAGCUGGUGAUUUAGAGCAAACUUUCAUUUGGGGGAGCACAGGAAGGAAGCUCAGAACUGAACUGUGCUGCUCGCUGCCCAGAGAGGGCUGCCAGGACCCUUCCUCUGGGCAUUCUGGGGCUGAGCUCACAUUCAAGGGGUGCUUUAUCCCCCAAAGCAGCAGCAUUUACAGGACUUCUGGUGCUCAAAAGCUCCAUAUGGACCAAACCCCUCCCAGUUACUCAGUCCCAGCUCUGGGGAGGUCCAGAGCUGUGCCAGAGAGCCAGACCCUGUGAGAGAGGAAUUGGCCAGACCCUGGGCAGGAGCAGGCAAGAUGCAAUAAGGCUGGUGGCUCGGGUCCCGUGCUACUCUCCUUCACAUGUUUUUUCUUUUCUUUUCUUCCUUUUUCUCUUGAGACCUGGCUCAGAUGACACAAUUACGGCACUGAAACCUGAACAAGCAAAUAAAAGGGAUUUGUCUGGAA